AUGGCGUCACAGAAGAGACCCUCUCAGAGGCACGGGUCCAAGUACCUGGCCUCCGCCAGCACCCUGGACCAUGCCAAGCACGCCUUCCUCCCCAGGCACCGGGACACGGGCUUCCUCGACUCCCUGGGGCGCUUCUUUGGAGGUGACAGGGGUGUGCCCAAGCGGGGCUCGGGCAAGGUACCCUGGCUCAAGCAGGGCAGGAGCCCACUGUCCCCUCAUGCCCGCAGCCACCCCGGGCUGUGCAACAUGUACAAGGAUGCACACCACGCGGCCAGAACCACCCACUACGGCGCCCUGCCCCAGAAGUCGCAGCAUGGCCGGCCCCAAGAUGAGAACCCUGUAGUCCACUUCUUCAAAAACCUUGUGACGCCGCGCACACCUCCUCCGUCGCAAGGAAAGGGGGCCGAGGGGCAGAAGCCCGGAUUCGGCUACGGGGGCAGAGCUGCCGACUACAAAUCCGCUCAUAAGGGACUGAAGGGCCAGGACACCCAGAGCACGCUUUCCAAAUUCUUCAAACUGGGCGGAAGAGACAGCCGCUCUGGAUCGCCCAUGGCUAGACGCUGAGCCGACCCCUGUCCCCGACUCCCGUCCUCCGCUUUUUAAUAAUCCCGCCCUAGGAUUUAACACGUUCCUGCCCACCCACCUUGUUCUAGACGCGACCUCUCGCCUAAUGCCUUGGACUGUGCGCACAGUAGGGCCAGGCACGCCGCGUCCCGCUGGCAACGUCUGGCCCCCAGCUACAUGGAGAAACACAAACACAAAACGGUUCCACUGUCCCUACUUCAUGUGUGAAGACAAAGUGUCCUGGAGACUCAUUCCAUGGCGACGCGCCUGGCACCCUGGGGCCCCAGCACUGGGUGCAGGCCGUCGUCCCACUGACCCUCCGUCCCUGGACUUGCUUUGCACGCUGACCCGUCCCUGGCUCGGGCGCAGCCACGAGCCCCUGCUGUGGACACAGGACACAUGCGGGCGGUGGGACGGUGGCCGCACCUCCUUCGGGCUCUGUUCCUGCCCCGUCUCACCUCCUAAGGUCCCCCACAUCCUAACAGGACUAGGCGGCAGGAGAAGCGUCACCCCGCGGGAGCUUCGGUACGUGGCAUGCAGGCGGGCAG
Molecule: messenger RNA, 1112 nt
Organism: Miniopterus natalensis
Lineage: Eukaryota; Metazoa; Chordata; Mammalia; Chiroptera; Miniopteridae
Gene: MBP
Product: myelin basic protein
Biological process (GO): myelination
Cellular component (GO): cell periphery; internode region of axon; compact myelin
Molecular function (GO): structural constituent of myelin sheath
Source: RefSeq, a predicted model, not a curated record